GCGCCUCUAGAGUUAUGAGUUACAAAUAUUCUGAACAUCAACUAGUUGAAAAUGGCCGCUUAACAGUUUUCGUCAAAAUGUGUGAUACGAUAACGUGUGAAUUUACAAUGGAAUCUUACGAAAUUAUUGAAAAGUCGAAGGAAAUUAUUGUGCCUGAAGUAAUUAAAUUGAUCGAAAAUCCUUUGUUUAAAGGUGGAAAUUGUGAUACAGCGAGAAAACAAUUGUCAUAUUGUAAGGAAAAAUUCCUACGUGAUUGUAGUUGUCACAGUUGUGGAGGCUAUCUUUGUUCUAAACAAAGAACAUUUAUGAAAAAUAAAAUUGGUUGUAGAGGAAUACCAGUUUGUUGAGUAAGGUAUAUAAAUGAAAAUAUGUGGCCUAUUAGGGCUAUAGAUUGGUUUUUUAAAUUCAUUGUUUGUUGUUUAACAAUGAUUCUUGUUCCCUUGUAAGAGAUUUCAAUUUAAUGAAAAAUUUAUUUGAAAAAAUAACAAUAGAGAAGAUGUAUUCAAUGAACGAUACGUUAAAUGAUAAAAGAAACAUGUCGAAUCCAAAGAAAGAAAACAUGUUCUACAGUGUCUUGAAUGUUUUCAAUGUUUUGUGGGAACAAGUCUCCAAAGUUCCUGCAUCAUUUAUAACAAACAUUAAUUAUCCAUUAUCCGUAACAGUUGUGCACAAUGAAGGUAUUAUUUCGCCUGAAUUUUAUAAAAAUUUGACAACUAAAAAGGAACUACUAAAUAAUGAUAAUGUAUACAUUCAUAAUGCCCAAGUAAAAGAAUCUUUAAACAUUAUUGAAAGUAUUCAUCAUGAUGUAUGCGACGAACAGAAGUCUUACGUAGAUAGAAUUUUUAAUGAAAAUGCGAAAGAUAGUAUAAGAUUCAGUUAUAAGUGCACUGAUAAUGAAAAUAAGGACGCGAGAAAAUUUGAUGAAAAAAAAUCAAUCAUGAAGGAGAAUGUUAUAUACGAUACACCUAGAUCUAAUUACCUACUAUCAUUUGAAAAUUCAGAUAAAGUAGGAAAAGAGGAAUUAUUUGAAUGUAUUUAUCCGAAUACAGAUAUACAUAAAAUGUAUGACAAGGGUAAUGAUUAUAAUUGCGAAAAUAUGUACGAUACAAGUAUUGCUAACAAUGAACAGUUUUCUGAUUAUGUUAGUAACGAUAUGGAUGAUAGUACAUUCACAACUGUAGAAGCUAAUUUCUCACCAUCUAGUUCUAAUAUUGAAAAAAUACAGUCAAUUCCACAAUCAACAACAACAACAACGUCAAAUAUAAUAACAAAUAUGUGGCAAAAAGUUUUCGGUAGUGUAACAGGUCGAUUUUGUAGAAUAGAUCCAGAUGAGUCUGAUCUGUUAACGAAACGAUCAUGUUCGCCGAAGCAAAAAAGAAAAUUAAAUACCAUAGCAAAAGGCAGAGGUAGGGGCCGAGCUAAAUCACAGCUUAGACGUUCUGGAGUAAGCCAAACACGACAUAGAAAGGAGCGUACUAAACAUGAUCUCAAACUAGAUAUACAAAAUGAUUUAAAAAAUUGGGAAGAACUUGAAACGUAUGAUACAGUAGAAGACUGUUUCAAUUUAGAUGAAGAUACAGUGGAUGGAUUAGCACCUACACAGUAUAUUAUAAAAGAAACAAUUAAUCCGGCAACUUAUACGUUUGCUGAUGUACAACCUAAAAAACUUCAAAAACCAAAAACUCAUAGACACGUUGAUCAAAGAUCUAAAUUUUCUACAAAAAUAAGAAGUAUACACGAGUGCAAAAAAGACACUGGUACCUUUGAUCAGGAUUUUAUUAGGAACGAUUACAAUUUUCAAAAAAAUACUUUUCGGCCACGUUUAAUAUCAGAAAGUUCUAUAGAUUCAGAGGACAGUUACUGCAUAGUCUUUGAAACUGGUUCUGAAACUUAUGAAAGUGAUAGCGAGGAUACCGAGGACAGCGAAGAUGAAGAUAAAAAAUCUAUUAUUUCCGCUCAAAAAGUUAAAUUUAAUUUAAAUCCAGUUGUUCACGUAAUGGUACAGUGGGAUUAUGCGUAUCGCGCGGCUCGUAAAGGUCCUUGGGAGGAGAUGGCUAGAGAUAGAGAGCGGUUCAGAGGUCGUAUUAAUUGUAUAGAACGUGUUCUUAAUCCUGUUUUAACUGUUCAACACAGGACUCACAUUUGGCAAGAACGAUUCCAACAUAUUGAAUAAAAUUCAAUUAUUCAUAAUUUCAAGGUAACACUGUAUAGGAUAGGAGGAGAAGUGAUGUAUUAUCAUAGAAGAAAAUAUGCAUAAUAAGUCUUCCAGAUUGACAAACUAGGCUGUGAAUAAAUAGUGUAGAGCAUUUUGCUUUAAAUACAAUAUUGUUUAUAGUAGUUCAACUAAACUUUUUCAACUUAUCCUUUAAUAUUGAUUUAUACCACAUAUUUGUUUUCAUUAAAAAUUUAUGAAAGGAUAAACUUUAGAUUUCUUAAUCUUGGCUAGUCUAUUAUUUAUAAGUAUAUUUGGAAGUACUAAGGAUUAUAAAUUCUGUGGAUUGUGUUAGGUGAUAUAUACGAUUUUAAAAUACCAAAGUAUUAUUUACGAUUGUAUUAAACACGAUUAUAUGAACAGUGACAAUGUUUAUAAUGUUUUAUCGAGAAAAAAAAAAGAAAUUGAGAAUUUCAUGUUGUAUCACCUAACUUGGUUCAAAGUUGUACAUACAAAAAUAUUUAUGAAAUAAUAAAUAUUUAAGUUAUUUGGGUAAGAAAAUUACUUACUGAUACUUUUCAGAAAUGUUCUCUUUGAAAGAGAUGUACACAUGUAAGAUCAGUUUAAAUAAUUUUUAACCUAAGAUACCAUAUACAUAUAUAUGUAUGUAAAUAAUGCAUGUAUAUAUACUUUCAGUUAAAUUAUUCCAACUUACAUACAAUAUAAAUUAUAGGCAAGUUAUUUGAAUAAAACACUAGUCAUUAAAUGUAUACCCUACAAAUCUUCUUUGUUAGAUUAAAAAGUUUUACUGGAAGGCAUUCAUUAUUCAUAUUUCUCUUUUAGGAUAUAUGUCAUUAUCUCUUCUCCUACAUACCUAACAUUUUGUAAUAAUACCAAAAUCUUUCUACCGUGUUUUCGAUAACACAAUUAUGAAACAUAUGCAUUUUUUUAAAUACACGAAUGUAGAUUGUUCUAUUGAAAUUAAACGCGUUUAUGUCAAAUCUAUUAAUACAAAUAAUAGAUAUUUGAUUUUGUAUAAUGUAAUAAAAUUCUUUACAUCGAUAUUGUAAAGUGCACGGUAUGAUUCGCAUUAAAAACUGGAGAUUGUAAUAAACAUUGCACGUUAGAAUUUUAUGUAAAAAUAUUAACAUGUAUUGAAACAUGUAUUUAUAUUGUAUAAAAAUAUUCAGUAUGCUAUUUUAUCUUUUCUUUGAAAGAUUUCUUAUUGUAAAACCUGAUUUGAUAAUUGGGACAAUUAUAAAAUAUGAAUAUUAUGUUAGCACUUAAAUGAGUUAAUAUAUUUUUAUGUUAUGUAAAUGUUACGUUGAGAGGUAGGACUGUAUAAUAUUAGAAAUUGGUACUCAGUUCGAGAUUUAUUGUCCUAAUAAAUAAUAGGUUUUAACCCAAGUGUUUGUAGUUACCUAACAAUAUUUCAGUUCAUAAGUUAGCUAUUCUUAUUUCCAAUACAUACACUGCUGCUCAUAAGUCACCGGACCCUCUUUAAAAUAGAAAAUUCUUUUUAAAAUUGGACCAAAUUUAGUGUAUUAAUUUUUAUAGCUCUCAAAAAAUCUCAAGUUAUUAGGUCCAAUUUUAAAAAGAAUAUUCUGUUUUAAAGAGUGUCCGGUGACUCGUGGACAGCAGUGUGUGUAUAAUAAACACGUUAGAAUUAGAUUACCAUUCGAGCUUGUAUGUAUUUAAUUUGUAUCGUUAAGAAAAACUAGGAUUAACAUUUACACGCUGGAAACAAGAAUAACGUGGUAACAUGUAUUUAGGAUGUAAAAUAAAAUAUGUAUAUAUUCUA
Messenger RNA from Osmia lignaria (orchard mason bee), 3953 nucleotides. RefSeq names its product Protein phosphatase 1 regulatory subunit 15 (gene PPP1R15). Gene Ontology annotation, cellular component: endoplasmic reticulum; protein phosphatase type 1 complex. The record is from RefSeq and is a predicted model, not a curated record. Gene Ontology annotation, molecular function: protein phosphatase regulator activity. Gene Ontology annotation, biological process: response to endoplasmic reticulum stress. Lineage: Eukaryota; Metazoa; Arthropoda; Insecta; Hymenoptera; Megachilidae.